AUUCCAAAGUCCAAUUUCUUUCCUUUUCUCUUCCUCCUAUCAUUUUCCAUCUCUCGAAAAAACAAAGAGAUGGAUAUCUCUCUCUCUGCGUUUCAUGGAAGCUGUCUCUUGCUUUCCUGAAAAUAUCUUCCUCAUUUCUUCCAAAUUCUUCUCUUAAAUUUCCCAAUCUUUCUCUUCUUCUUCGAAAAUCUCUCUGUCUCUCUCUGUCUCUGUCUCUCUCUCUCUCUAUAUAUAUAUACACAUAUAUUCAAUUUCCUUGAUAUACAACUCUCUCAUCGGAUUGUGCAGCGUUGAUUGUUGAAUUUCUGUUGGUGUAUGACGAGCGCAUCAGAGCUAUUUUACCAGAGGAGGUCGCGAGUGGGCAGAGCCACCACCGCCGAUUUGGAGCUCGACCCUUCAAGUUCUGACCGAAAUUUUCACCUUAAUUACGCUCGCCGCCACCAUCACCAUCGUAAUCAUACCCGGCAUGAUUUGGACGGAUGUGAUCCUCUCCGGAGAUCUCCGCACGUGCGUCAACUGUGCCAUCGUCUCCCUCAUGCUGAUCGUGCCUCAGGUCAACUUGAUCAAGGCACAAGUCAUUCUGUACCAAGCAGCAGUACCAGCUCAGAAACUUUGAGCGGCACAAGCAGGCCUAGACUGACUGGAAACGAAAGGCUUCCUGGAACUGUGCUACUUGCAAGGGCAAGACUUCUUGAGAGAUUGAGAGGCGUGUCACUCUCUGGACACAGGCGAAGUGGCAGAGUGUCAUUUGGCAUUUCCAGCAGGGAACAUACAUUUGGUGAUGAAGCAAGGGUUGUUGAGACAGGGGACUGGGGAACUGACAUUGCUUCGAGGUGGUCUGCCAGACAAAUCCCUCUAGCUGACCCAACUUCUCAAACAGAAAGAUUUCAAUUAGUCCAGGAAAUAUACAAGAAGAAACCACCUGGUUUAACUCCAGAGGAGCUUGCAAGUUUACCUAUAGAGUUAUUUAGCAGCUUGGAAAAGGGCUUUGAAAGCGAAAAUCUAGUGUCAUGGGAUUGUAGCAUCUGUCUUGAAAGUUUCAAGGAAGGAGAUAAGCUUAUUCACUUAGCAUGUGAGCAUAGGUUCCACGCUGCCUGUUUGAAUCCCUGGGUUCGAACUUGUGGUGACUGUCCAUAUUGUCGAAGAGAUAUAGUUGUAAGUCGUCACACGUCAUAAAUAGAGACUAGAUGCCCUUGAAAGAGAUUUUCCUUCGCCUUUUAUGGUGUUUAAUGACAGUUUUUGAUUUGACCGAGUUUAGGAUAUGGUUUGUAAUUUUGGUUCAUAUGAUGUUCAGUUCAUCAGCAGUUGAGUUGCAAACAAAAA
Manihot esculenta (cassava) is the source of this 1323-nucleotide messenger RNA. RefSeq names its product probable E3 ubiquitin-protein ligase RHY1A. Bases 316 to 1176 code for a protein of 286 amino acids. NCBI's taxonomy places the organism in Eukaryota, Viridiplantae, Streptophyta, Magnoliopsida, Malpighiales, Euphorbiaceae. The transcript has 3 exons. The record is from RefSeq and is a predicted model, not a curated record.